AUGGCAGCUGCCGCCGGGGGCACGGACGACGAGCCGCGCUCGGGCCGCUCGAGCUCGGAUGGCGAAUAUUCUAUUGUGGCUGAAGCUCUAAAGAGGCUGAGGGACUCAGCCAAUGCCAAUGAUGUGGAAACAGUGCAGCAGCUGUUGGAAGAUGGCGCGGAUCCCUGUGCAGCUGAUGAUAAGGGCCGCACAGCUCUACACUUUGCCUCUUGCAAUGGCAAUGACCAGAUUGUGCAGUCACUCCUGGACCAUGGGGCAGAUCCCAACCAGCGAGAUGGGCUUGGGAACACACCGCUACACUUGGCGGCCUGCACCAACCAUGUUCCUGUCAUCACCACACUAUUACGAGGAGGAGCCCGUGUAGAUGCCCUGGACCGGGCUGGCCGCACACCCCUGCACCUGGCCAAGUCUAAGCUAAACAUCCUGCAGGAGGGCCAUUCCCAGUGCCUGGAGGCUGUGCGGCUGGAGGUGAAGCAGAUCAUCCAUAUGCUCAGGGAAUACCUGGAGCGCCUAGGGCGGCACGAACAGCGGGAACAGCUGGAUGACCUCUGCACCCGCCUCCAGAUGACAAGCACCAAAGAGCAGGUGGAUGAAGUGACUGACCUCCUGGCCAGCUUCACCUCCCUCAGUUUGCAGAUGCAGAACAUGGAGAAGAGGUAGCAGGAGAGGCUCCUGCCUUCCUGCUCUGCCACUGUCCCCCACCCCAUCCCCACUGCUUGCUCUCAUUACAAAGAGAAAGCCCAAUGUCUGGGACUUUGGAGCUACACUUGUCUGGUGAGGACCUCGCCAUCACCCCCAGAGGCUGUGGGGCAGAGACACACUCUCCAUGACUUCAGAGCCACUCCCAGCCAUGGUCUCCAACAUCUCUGUGGGCCAGGACCAUAGCCCUAACUUCUUCCUCUGGUUCCCGCAGCAUUCGGCCAGCCUGUGCAGCCACACUUCAGCCCUGGCCAAUAUGCACUGUCUUAGCAGGCCUCCCUCGUCCCAUGGCCUCCCUGGCUCCCUCACCAGGUCCCAGACCCUCCUCUGUGUGGGCUUACGCAGGCCCCCUCUGGCCCAGGUGGCUGCUCGGGGGGUGGCCCUUGUGGCUGGCCCUGCACCUCUCACCAGCACUUAGAUUUAGACUUGUCACCUGAUUUGCAAGGAGACACUGCAGGGAGUUUCUCUUGUUGGAAGGGGAGGGUUGGUGAAACCUAGACCUUAAAAAUCAAAGCGAAGAAGGACCCUGCUGAACCCAAAGCAAACAGUCUCCAACCCUUUUUCUCCUAAUUAUUGAAAUACGAGGAGAGUGUAACAGUUUUGCAGCCUAGUUGUAGUAGGCUGUGUGUGGCCCCCCCAAGAUGUCCAUGUCCUAACCCCAGGAACCUUAUAUGGCAAAAGCAGCUUUGCAGAUGUAAUUAAGUUAGGGAUUUUUAGACAGGGAGAUUAUCCUGGAUUAUCCAGGUGGGCCUGAUGUACUCACAGGCAUACUUAUAAGAGGGAAACAGGAGGAUUGGCCAGUUAGCUCACUUGGGAGAGCAUCAUGAUAGUAACACUCAUGGGUUCAGAUCCCCGUGCUGAC
Molecule: messenger RNA, 1561 nt
Organism: Galeopterus variegatus (Sunda flying lemur)
Lineage: Eukaryota; Metazoa; Chordata; Mammalia; Dermoptera; Cynocephalidae
Gene: ANKRD54
Product: ankyrin repeat domain 54
Exons: 9
Coding region: 1-660 (219 amino acids)
Biological process (GO): regulation of intracellular signal transduction; regulation of protein kinase activity
Cellular component (GO): cytoplasm; nucleus
Molecular function (GO): protein kinase regulator activity; protein binding
Source: RefSeq, a predicted model, not a curated record